AUGGGAGACCAUGAGGACGACGACAGAGAUGGAGAACAGGGAGGUUGUCCCAACACUCCGAAGCUACCUAUACAAGGGAAGAGGAACAUACUCAUCACAAGCGCCUUGCCUUACGUCAACAACGUUCCUCAUCUCGGAAAUAUCAUUGGAUGCGUUCUAAGUGCUGAUGUCUUUGCUCGAUAUUGCCGUCUUCGUGGCUACAAUGCGAUAUACAUAUGUGGAACUGACGAGUAUGGAACAGCAACAGAGACAAAGGCUUUGGAGGAGAAUUGCACCCCACAAGAGAUUUGUGACAAAUAUCAUGCAAUUCAUAAGGAAGUUUACAAUUGGUUCAACAUAAGUUUUGACAAAUUUGGGCGUACAUCGACUCCUCAACAAACCGAUAUUUGCCAAGCAAUUUUCAAGAAACUGAUGGAGGACAAUUGGCUUUCUGAAAGCAUGAUACAACAGUUUUAUUGCGAGACAUGCAGUCGUUUCUUGGCUGAUCGGCUUGUUGAAGGCACCUGCCCAUUUCCAAAUUGUAAUUAUGAUUCUGCACGUGGGGACCAAUGUGAUAAGUGUUGUCAGCUGCUAAAUCCAACUGAACUUAAAGAUCCUAGAUGUAAGGUAUGUUGUAAAACUCCGCAAAUUCGUGAUACAGACCAUUUAUUUCUUGAGCUCCCUAUGCUGAAGGAUAAAUUAGAGGAAUAUAUCAACAACAUGUCAGUUGCAGGAUCCUGGAGCCAGAAUGCUAUUCAAACUACAUAUGCAUGGCUUAAAGGAGGACUGAAACCCCGCUGUAUUACCAGGGAUCUUAAGUGGGGGGUUCCUGUUCCACAUGAGAAAUUCAAGGAUAAGGUUUUCUAUGUAUGGUAUGAUGCACCUAUUGGUUAUGUCUCGAUCACUUCAUGCUACACACCUGAUUGGGAGAAGUGGUGGAAGAACCCUGAAAAUGUGGAGCUGUAUCAGUUCAUGGGAAAGGAUAAUGUGCCAUUCCACACUGUGAUGUUUCCAUCCACACUUAUUGGAACUGGAGAAAACUGGACAUUGAUGAAGAGCAUUAGUGUUACAGAAUAUUUAAACUAUGAAGCAGGUAAGUUCUCUAAAAGCAGGGGUAUAGGAGUUUUUGGCAAUGAUGUGAAAGAUACUAACAUUCCCCCAGAAGUGUGGAGAUACUACUUGCUGACUAACAGGCCGGAGGUUUCAGACACCUUGUUUACAUGGGCAGACUUGCAAGCAAAACUAAAUACUGAGCUACUGAAUAAUUUGGGCAAUUUCAUUAACAGGGUAUUGAGUUUCAUUGCCAAGCCUCCAGGACUAGGAUAUGGAUCUAUCAUUCCUGAUGCUCCAGGGGUGGAAUCGCAUCUCUUGACAAAAUCAUUGGCAGAAAAAAUUGGUGAUUAUGUGGAGCAAUAUGUAGAAGCAAUGGAAAAGGUUAAACUAAAGCAGGCAUUGAAAAUUGGAAUGAGCAUCUCUAGUGAGGGGAAUGCAUAUCUGCAAGAGAGCCAAUUUUGGAAGCUUUACAAGGAAAACCAAGCUUCCUGCUCUGCUGUUAUGAGAACUUCAGUGGGGCUUGUUUAUCUUCUUGCAUGUUUGUUAGAACCUUUCAUGCCUUCAUUUUCUCUCAAGGUGCUGAACCAGCUUAAUUUGCCUCCUGAAACACUGCUUUCACUUAGUGAUGAAACUGGAGAUCUUGAAAGGGCAAGAAAACCUUGGGAAAUUCUUCCAGCUGGUCAUAAAAUUGGGACACCAGAGCCUUUGUUUAGGGAGUUGAAAGAUGAGGAUGUGGCAUUUUUUCGGAUGAAGUUUUCUGGCAGUCAAGCUGAAAGGGCUGCUGAAGGCAGACGUUGAAGCAAGGAAAUGGCUGAGCAAUUAUGAAAAACAUGGCUAUUUUCCAGAAGAAGUUUUCUGGAGGACAGCUGAUAUAUAUAGUUGUAUGAGGCAGAAGCUGGAAGGAAAUCACUGAGCAAUUAGGGAAGAUAAAACUUAGUUGAUUUAUUUUUCCUGUUACAUGGCUGCCACUCUAAUAGUUUAUA
This is a messenger RNA of Corylus avellana, 2015 nucleotides long. Its product is annotated as putative methionine--tRNA ligase. Lineage: Eukaryota; Viridiplantae; Streptophyta; Magnoliopsida; Fagales; Betulaceae. Gene Ontology annotation, molecular function: methionine-tRNA ligase activity; ATP binding. Gene Ontology annotation, cellular component: cytosol; aminoacyl-tRNA synthetase multienzyme complex. Gene Ontology annotation, biological process: methionyl-tRNA aminoacylation. The record is from RefSeq and is a predicted model, not a curated record.